Messenger RNA from Cyclocybe aegerita, 300 nucleotides. The record is from the annotation of a GenBank genome assembly. Lineage: Eukaryota; Fungi; Basidiomycota; Agaricomycetes; Agaricales; Hemipholiotaceae.
AUGGAUGACCUCUUCAAUCUCCUCUCUCUCGAGGCCACCGCGCUCUCAGCCGACCCCUUAUCUGCGCCGACACUAGCUUCCGUGCCUACUUCUUCUCCUAUACCUGUCAAUGGCGACCGCCCCGACUACACCUACGGCGGCUUCUGCUUGAGGCUGACAGAAUGGCGUAGACGCAUUCCCUAUACACACCCCCAUUCCUGCGUUACCCACCAUUAUCCACCAAUCAGCGAUACCACGUCAACCGAAUUUUUCCCUUCUUCAGUUACGCCGCCAAUGCUCUGGCAAUCCACUCCUUUUUAA